Molecule: messenger RNA, 945 nt
Organism: Trichomonas vaginalis G3
Lineage: Eukaryota; Parabasalia; Trichomonadida; Trichomonadidae
Product: TBP-class protein binding
Exons: 1
Coding region: 1-945 (314 amino acids)
Biological process (GO): transcription by RNA polymerase III; DNA-templated transcription initiation; transcription preinitiation complex assembly
Cellular component (GO): transcription preinitiation complex; nucleus; transcription factor TFIIIB complex
Molecular function (GO): RNA polymerase III type 3 promoter sequence-specific DNA binding; TBP-class protein binding; RNA polymerase III general transcription initiation factor activity
Source: RefSeq, a predicted model, not a curated record
AUGUCUCUUAAGGCAAAGAGGAAUAUUUAUGAGUGUCCGCAUUGCCACACAUUCUCCAUGAUUGUUAACGACAAAACCGGUCUUCUUGUAUGCAAUAAAUGCGGUGUUUGUGCAGAUACUCCACUUUAUGAUGAAACAUCCGAGUACAGAAACUUUGCAAUUGAACACGGUGUUAAAGAUAAAUCCCGUACAGGUUAUUCUGGCGAUGCAAAUGCGGCGGAUCUUGGUACAGCUAUUCAAUUAACCGGAUCAAAGAACAGCAAAUUACUGAGUGACUUAAAUAAGAAAAUUGUUCAAGAUAGUAAACUCAUUAAACUUAAGAAAGCUAUGAGAAGAAUUUCCCAACUUGUUGAAGAUAUGAAUUUAGGAAAACCAAUUGCAUCAAAAGCCCAAGAAAUAUACAAAAAUGCUUUGGAUAACGGUCUUCUUCACAACCAAAAGUUAGUUGCUGUUGAUGCUGUUUGUGUUUAUUAUGCUUGUAUACAUCGUAAACAAGCUAUUGAUAUUGCAGAUGUUCUUAAAUAUCGUGAUGAAAUCACAUUAAAAGAUUUCCAUAAUGUUGAAAAAAGUCUUGAUUCUUUGCCAGACCUUAAAGUUACAACAUCAUUUGCAGAAGUUGCUGCAGGAUUUGCUGAGACGAAACUUCAUCUUAGACCUUUCGUUUGCGAUGCAAUUUUGGCUCUCGGAAGAGUAUUUGAAGCAAACUCUUCUUUCGCUGGUGCUGAUCCAACAACAAUCGCUGGCGCUCUCGUUUUGCACAUCAAUGACUAUCUGCUACCAGGUUUCAAAACUACUGUUGAAAAUGUGUUGACUGUCGUAGGAAAAUCAGAAAAAACUGUCUUGAAAUAUAAGAAAGAAAUCGAUGGUUUGAGAGAACAGACUAAAAACAUUCCUGCUGUAGCUGAAUUGAUCAAGAUUAUGAAAGAUGAAGAAAUGAAGAGAUAA